AUGGCUAAAAUAGCGAGCGUUGAUUUCGAAGUCCUUGACGCUGCUGGCAAGAAUUAUUUGCGUUGGCAUGUGGACCUGAAGUUCCACUUACGUGCCCAGGGCUUAUUAGCCACAAUUUCAACUCCUGCUCCACCGGCUCCGGCCACUGUUACGGGUAAUGCUAUAAAUAAUGCUGAGGUUGCUACUACAGUGAUCGUUUCUGAUAUAGAUAAGGCGAAAGCCAUUAUCUACAUCAGGAGACAUAUUGAUCGGACCCUGAAGGCCGAAUACCUGACUGUAGAGGACCCAAAGGAAUUGUGGACUGCACUUGAGGACCGAUACAAACAUCAGAAAGAUGUAAUCCUCCCACGUGCACGUUAUGAGUGGGAAAACCUCCGACUUCAGGACUUUAAGUCCGUAGCUGAGUACAACUCAGCACUUCAUAAUAUCACCUCACGCCUGAAGUUGUGUGGUGAAGAAGUUUCGGAGGAACGCAUGUUGGAGAAGACUUACACAUCCAUCCACGAGAAGGAUGCAAUCCUCAUGCAACAGUACCGCGAACGAAAGUUCAAAAAGUAUUCUGAAUUGCACUCCACCCUUCUGAUGGCGGAGCAAAACAGAGAAUUGCUUUUGGCCACUCAUAACCUACGCCCUGCAGGCUCAGCUCCUCUACCCGAAGCUCACAUGUUUACUUCACAGAAGCAGAAGAAAAAGCAUAAGGGUAAAUUCAACAAGGGGAAAGCCCCUAAGUGGCAGGCCAGAUGUCCACCCUAG
Molecule: messenger RNA, 753 nt
Organism: Asparagus officinalis (garden asparagus)
Lineage: Eukaryota; Viridiplantae; Streptophyta; Magnoliopsida; Asparagales; Asparagaceae
Exons: 1
Coding region: 1-753 (250 amino acids)
Source: RefSeq, a predicted model, not a curated record